Messenger RNA from Fraxinus pennsylvanica, 999 nucleotides. The record is from the annotation of a GenBank genome assembly. NCBI's taxonomy places the organism in Eukaryota, Viridiplantae, Streptophyta, Magnoliopsida, Lamiales, Oleaceae.
AUGGAAUUCCAAUCUGCCUGUGCUUUCCUUCAAAAUCAUCCCCGUUCCACCCAGUUUUAUCCUCAACUUCAUCCCGUUUCCAAGCUCAAAAAACAAAGGUCCAGCUUUCAGAUUGAGUUCAAAUCUUUUUGGCCUCAUUUAAAGAGAAGAGGAGUGGUUAUAUGUGGUGCUGAUUUGAAUUCAUCAAGGAAGUUGGGUUUUCGCGUAAAUGCUAGCAAGAAUUCGGAACCUUUUCGCGGUAAAUCUGGGUCUGUUUCGUUUGUCAAUAUAACUCACCAAUCUGUUGAAGAAAGUCAAUUGGUAUCAACUCCGUUUAAGGAAAACACUGGCUCCUUACUUUGGGUUUUGGCUCCAAUUGCAUUGAUUUCGUCACUGAUUGUUCCCCAAUUCUUCAUUGUCAAUGCCAUUGAAGAUUUCAUAAAGAAUGAGGUUCUUGCAGAAAUUGUCUCUUCAUUUUCUACUGAGGUCGUUUUUUAUGCUGGACUUGCAAUAUUUCUGCUAGUAACCGACCAUGUUCAGAAACCAUUUCUGCAGUUUAGCCCAAAGAGGUGGAGUCUUAUCACAGGCCUGAGAGGAUACUUGACAUCUGCAUUCUUUACCAUGGGCUUCAAGAUUUUUGCCCCACUCCUAGCAGUUUAUGUCACCUGGCCAGUGCUGGGCUUACCUGCAUUGGUUUCAGUACUUCCUUUCUUAUUUGGCUGUUUGGCUCAAUAUUUAUUUGAGAGACGUCUUGACAUGAAGGGAUCAUCCUGCUGGCCGUUAGUGCCUAUUAUCUUUGAGGUUUAUAGGAUAUAUCAGUUGACAAGGGCUACCAGUUUCAUGGAGAAGUUAAUGUUCGCAAUGAGGGGCGCAUCUGUAACCCCCACAGUUUUGGACAGAACUGGUGCAUUAGUUUCCAUGAUUACGACUUUCCGUGUCCUAGGUUUGGUUUGUCUUUGGUCCUUGCUAACAUUUCUACUUAGGCUCUUUCCAUCUAGACCAGUUGCAGAGAACUACUGA